GGAAAGGGUGCGCGACGCAAUGUAGUUGAUGCUGCUGCUACCUCCACUGCUGAUUGAUGGUGAAGGGGGCAGGAAGAGACAGAGAGAGAUUGAUUGCAGAGGUUGUGCAUAUCCCUAAGCGGAAGUAAAGGGGAUAGAAGCCUGCCUUCCUUAAGCAUAAGAAUCCAUCGAUCUUAUCUGGAGCGUCCAGGAGGAGGAGGAGGCGGAGGAGGAGCAGAAGGAGCCGGUGCUGCCCAGUGCUGGAACUUCUACCGCUGGCAUCAUCGUCGCCUUCCCCGACCCGACUCGACCCGGCUCGACUCAUCUCAUCUCAUCGCCAUCCUCCUGCUCUGGGAAGUUUGACGAUCGGGCGAGUUGCCCGCUAGAAAAGUGCUAGUAGUAGUAAUAGUACUACUACUGUCUCUCCGGGUCUCGCUUGUCUAGUACUACGACUACUUCUACCCUUUACUCGGUUGGUGUUCAUCUCCACUAGGGAAGGGCUCACAAGUAAUCUGGGCGUCGAGGUGUAGGUGGGUUCUACUCCAGUCCUGCCUGAUUGGUUCGCUGUUGUUGUCAUCGCCCUCGGUUGUGGUAGUGAAGGGAAGCGAAGGAAAGGACAGGUAACAGGAAAGUGCAGCCCCCUUAGAACUGGGUUGGGGUUGUGUCAUUGUGAGAGUGAGAGAGGGAGAGAGUGGCAAGAGGCACUGAACCAAAGCCUUGUGGGGUUUGUGUGGGGGUGUCGAUCGACGUCUAGGGGUGUGCCGAGAGUGGGAUCGGGGUGGUAGUGGUGAGACAUUGCCGUUGAGGAGCUGCUUUUAUGUGAAGGUUGCAGCUAGCAAGUGGGAAGUGUAGAGGUAGAGAGUGAAGAAAAUGGCUACCGAGAGAGAGAAAGAUCACGAGCGCAUCAGAGCAGUUUGUGCACAGGUGCCUCUCAUUGAUGCGCAUGCACACAAUGUCGUGGCAAUGGAUUCCACUCUACCCUUCCUGCAGUGUUUCUCUGAAGCCCGCGGCCACGAAGCUCUCUCCUCGGUGCCGCACAGCCUCUCUUUCCAGAGGAGCUUGAAAGACCUUGCGGAGCUUUACAGUUGUGAGCCUACCCUAGUGGCCAUCGAGCAUUACCGGAAAACCGAAGGACUAGCAGCAAUCAGUGAAAAAUGCUUCGACGCUGCCAACAUUGAGUUUGUGCUUCUGGACGAUGGCCUCACAAUGGACAAAAUGGUUAGCCUGGGUUGGCAUCGCAAGUACAUUCCUGGUGUCCACCGCGUUCUUCGAAUUGAGACCGUUGCUGAGGCCAUCCUCAACCAGGGCAUUCAGGGUAAUGUGAGAUGGACCUUGGAGAGCUUCGAGCACCGAUUCAGCUCGACUUUAGAAUCACUCUCUUCUAAGGUGGUCGCCUUCAAGAGUAUUGCCGCAUACCGCAGUGGGCUGCGCAUCAAUCCUUACGUGUCAGCUCAGGAAUCCGAGAAUGGACUCUUUGAUAACUUACGUGCUGGAAGCCCCGUCCGGGUUUCAAACAAGGCUUUGAUCGACUUCAUCUUUACACGAGCCCUCGAGGUAGCCACUACUCGAGACGUGCCGCUACAGAUUCAUACGGGGUUUGGUGACAAGGACUUGCAGCUAGAGCUUGCCAAUCCGUUGCACUUACGUGCUGUGCUGGAGUGCCCGCACUACGCCAAUGCUCGCGUUGUGCUUUUGCAUGGCUCCUAUCCGUUCAUGCGAGAAGCUUCAUAUCUCGCCAGCGUUUACCCUCAGGUGCAUUUGGACUUCGGGCUGGUGGUGCCGAAGUUGAGCGUUCGUGGAAUGAGGUGCGCUGUUAGCGACCUCAUGGACUUGGCUCCUGUUAAUAAGAUUAUGUUCAGCACGGAUGGGUACGCUUUCCCGGAGACUUUCUUCCUAGGUGCCAAGUGGUCGCGAGAGAUUUUGGCUCGCGUCCUGAUUGAGGCUUAUGACAACGGAGACAUGCCAAUCAACGAAGCCCUUGCUGCCGCAGAUGGAAUUCUGGGACGCAAUGCGUUGGACUUUUACAAGUUGGAGGGCAAGGGUGGAUUCUCAGCCUCGACCGACAGCUUGAGUAAGUUGAACCAGCAAGCCACGCUGCAAGGUUUAGGAAGUGCAAGCUUGGUGUCAAUGGAACGCACUCCAUUUGCACCGAGGUUACCGCCAUCUCUCCGCACGCUUCCCCAAGGGAAGUCUAUGAAGGAUUCGCAAUCCCUUCUUGCGAGUCCCAGAGCUCUCAAAGUGGACGUUCUGGACGAGAAGGUGAUCGACCCAGUGGCUGUGGAAGAGAAGGAUGUUCAUGAGGGCGUUGCGGUGAAGCACGUGCGGUUGCUGUUCUCAGAUGGUUCGGGUCAACGACGUUGUAGAGUGGUUCCUGUGAAAAGGUAUGAGGGAGUGGUGAUGGACCAUGGUCUGGGCAUCACCCAAGCGUGCAUGGCGAUGACAUCGUUUAGCGAUACGCCUGCGCCGAAUAGUGGAUUGUCAGCCAUCGGCGAGAUCCGUUUGAUGCCCGACAUCUCGACAAGGCGCAGAUUGCCUUGGUUUCCAGAGCACGAGAUUGCGCUGGUGGACAUGCACAGCAAGCCUGGUGUGGCGUGGCAGUAUUGUCCUCGCAGCACUCUCCGCAGCGUGACACAAACCUUAGAGAAAGAAUUCGGUCUGACGCUGCGAGCUGGUUUCGAGAGCGAGUUCUACCUUCUGAAACGGGCCGAGGGAGAGAAGAAAUGGCAGGGAGUGGAUGCAACUCCAUACUGCUCAUCCGCAGGCUUCAAUGCUGCGUCGCCCAUCCUUUCCGAAAUCACAAGCACGCUAUCAGCCCUGGGUAUUCAGAUUGAGCAAAUGCAUUGUGAGUCUGGAGGCGGCCAAUUCGAGCUAGCUGUGGGUCAUUUCCCAUGUCUCGAGGCUGCUGACAAGCUUCUCUUGCUCCGGGAGACUGUUAGCGCCAUCGCUGAUAAGAACGGUCUCCGUGCUAGCUUCUUGCCUAAAUAUUUCCCCAAAGGAGCAGGAGUCGGGUCACAUGUGCAUCUCAGUAUAUGGCAAGGCGAUCAAAACGUGCUCAUGGGCAAAGGCUCGGGUUCAAAGCACGGCAUGUCGAAGCAGGGGCAAGAGUUCAUGGCUGGAGUCUUGGACCACCUUUCAGCGAUCUUUGCUAUGACUUGUACAAUUCCAAACAGUUACUCCCGUAUUCAGCCCAACACAUGGAGCGGUGCCUUCAAGUGCUGGGGACGUGACAACCGAGAGGCGCCCUUGCGUACGGCUAGUCCACCCGGGUGUGAUGCUGAUAUGGUUAGCAAUUUUGAGUUGAAGAGCUUUGAUGGAUGCGCUAACCCACAUUUGGGAUUAGCCGCAAUUAUCGCCGCUGGAAUGGACGGCCUCCGCAAGCACCAUCAGCUCCCAGAGCCAACUGAGGUAAAUCCGGCAGAGUUGGAGGAUGGCAAAAUCGAAGCCCUGCCCAGUUCUUUAGUUCAAGCAGUGGAAGCCCUUGAAGGCGACUCUGUUUUGCGCGAAGUUCUCGGAGAGCCGUUGGUGAAGGCCGUCAUUGCAAUCCGCAAGGCGGAGGUGGAAUAUUACAAAGACAAGGUCGAUGCUGAGGAGAUGCUCGUCGAGCGUUAUUGAGGGAUCAUCUACGCAUCCACAGAGUACCAACGACCAAGAAGAGGACCCACAAUUAUUGCGCUCCCAUGCUUGCUUGUGUCGGCAACGACCACAUAAGGUCUCCAGUGAACAAUGUCAGACGGAUCGAAAAAAAUAUAUUUAUGUCAGACAUGAACUAGUUUGUGAUGCUGGCAAUCAAUUUUCGCACAAAACUCUCAAAGCUCCGCUGCUUUCUUUGAAAUUGGUGGCAGGCUCAUACUGCCGGAAGUAAAUAGUUACGAUGCAUUGGGUGGGGUCAGUAUUGGGCGUGGAUUUGCUUGUGCAAUGCACAAACCUCGUAGUGACUCAAAGAUCAUCGUUGUAAUCCUGCAUCUAGAUGAUAUUACUUUUUAGUGUUUAUGUUCCUCACAGCGUCCAGGUUCUGCUGUUUAUUGAAUAGGUUAUAUAUGUAACCUGCGUCUCCACAGAACCAAAUCAAUGGCGGGUCCUUUUUUUCUCUGGUAUCUCUCAAGACCUCAGCAGCCUGAGAGCUUCAGCGGCUUCAGGGAUUCAUAUCUUCCGUUUUCUUCAUGAAGCGUGCACUCCGUUUGUCUCAAAAUAAUCCAUUUUCAAGCUUUGCAUGCACUGCAGUUU
Physcomitrium patens is the source of this 4203-nucleotide messenger RNA. The record is from RefSeq and is a predicted model, not a curated record. NCBI's taxonomy places the organism in Eukaryota, Viridiplantae, Streptophyta, Bryopsida, Funariales, Funariaceae.